AUGCUCUAUGCUGGAGCAAGUUCACAUCUCUUCUGCGUUCUGUUGCAAUGGUGUCAGUUGGACUGCACGCGCCCGUAUUCUCUAGUGGGCAGAACUAUACUGUUCCUCAAGGUUGUGGAUAUGCUGUUGGAACAUGAUCCCUGGAACACUCAUCUUCCAAGGCUGACGGUAUCUGCAGAAAUUGUCAAAGAACUUGGGAGGAUGCCUUGCCUUGAAGAGGUGGGUUUCAGUUUGGUUUUGGGUCUUGACGAAUCAUUUAAGACACUUUCGCAGGGUUUUGUUCUGGAUAACCCAUAUUCUAGGAGGUUUGGCACCCUCAAGAAGCUUAGGCUGUGCACAGCAACUGUGGAACAUACCACAGUGAUUUUGGAAAUUAUUGGCUCCUAUUUGAUAGAGGACCUUGUGCUGUGGGUAGAUGGACCUGUGUCGGUCCUUGCCUUCUACUCGAUUGUGGAACUAUUGUCUUCCAACCAGACCAACAAAGAUCGGCUGAAGUUCAUCAAUAUCAAAAACUUCAAAUUCACAGCAGAGAAUUUUUUUUCACAGCCAUUUGACCCCGUACCACUCAGCCAAGGAGUUCCAGUCUCUAUGAUAUCUCCAUUAUUCGCACUACAUGCCUUACAUAGCUUCAAGAUCAAUGUCAUGGAUACAGUAGUUGCUGGUCAUGCUAUUGGCGGGCUGAUGUCAGCAUUUUGCAGAGAUGACCUAGAGACCAUUCCUCAGGCAUGGAAUGAUAUCAAGGAACUAGAGUUGCAAUGGCUGAGAAGUGGCACAGAGAAAGACACACAUAUUGAUGAUGACAGUGAAAUAUGGGAAUCAGAGGGACCUACUCUGGCCAAAGUUGUGCUCCUGGCCAGCCGGUGUGAGAAACUCUUUUCUCUAGGAAUAUGGUUCAAUGCCCAGGACUGGUUUGGUGAUGACCUGAAUAUGGAUUCCAAUGGAGAGGUAGAAUCAGAAGAUCUGGCAACAUUAUACGAAAAUCAAGAAAGACGUACCAAUACCCAGGGUGCAUCAUCUCAUACUGCUGCCAUCAGCGCACAUUUAGAUCACUCGAACGAAGGACUGUCAUCUACAUCAGGCAAUUGA
Molecule: messenger RNA, 1086 nt
Organism: Suillus subaureus
Lineage: Eukaryota; Fungi; Basidiomycota; Agaricomycetes; Boletales; Suillaceae
Exons: 1
Coding region: 1-1086 (361 amino acids)
Source: RefSeq, a predicted model, not a curated record